UACAACUGGGAUACACCAAAACCAUGAAAAGCCAAUUAAUAGGAUUUCUUAUGAACUUUUGGGUUUCUUUUUCACUCGCUUUAUAUUUUCACAGUGGAGAAAGAGAAGAGAAAUGUAUAAUCGAAGACGUUCCCAGUGACACAUUGGUAAUUGGGAAUUACAAAGUACAACGCUGGGAUACACAAAAACAAGACUUUCUGGAAUCUGCUCCUGGUUUGGGAAUGUUUGUGACUGUCACAACUCCUUCUGCUGAGGUAAAUAUGCUUUUGUCAAAACUGUAUGGGCCAAAAGGAACAUUUUCUUUUACAUCCUAUCUAUCUGGGGAACAUAUUAUCUGUUUACAGUCCAACUCCACAAGAUUUGUGGCAUUUGCAGGAAGUAAACUGCGUAUCCAUUUGGACAUUAGAGUUGGAGAACAUUUUUUGGAUGAAUCCGUUCUUCAAGCCAAAGGCAAAGUGAAUGAAGUUAAUGUUAGACUAGAAAAUCUAAUUGAGCAAAUUCAUCACAUAUCCAAAGAACAAAACUAUGAAAGAGAGCGUGAAGAAAAAUUCCGGAAGACAAGUGAAGAAACCAACAGCAAUAUUUUAUGGUGGGCUGUUGUACAAACACUAAUCCUCAUUUCCAUUGGAAUCUGGCAAAUCAAAUCUCUCAGAGAUUUCUUUAUCUCUAAGAAGCUUGUUUAAGUCUUAUAAAG
Molecule: messenger RNA, 694 nt
Organism: Antrostomus carolinensis (chuck-will's-widow)
Lineage: Eukaryota; Metazoa; Chordata; Aves; Caprimulgiformes; Caprimulgidae
Product: transmembrane emp24 domain-containing protein 11
Exons: 5
Coding region: 24-683 (219 amino acids)
Source: RefSeq, a predicted model, not a curated record